UCUCCGGCAGAUCCUUUGCCGUUCCCCCUCCUUCUCUUUCUCCCCCUCCCCACAGCGCUCCUGGGGAACAAUCGCCGCCGCCCGAGGUUCACUCUCCCACCAGCCCUGAAAACCGGGCUCCUAUUUAGGAAGUCAUUAAUCACAUCCCCUCCCCCGGAAAGAGAUGGCGGAGAAACCUGUGAAGCCCAGUGCCUCCCCCAUCCCCCUCGAGGAGCGCUCCGAAGGGCCGAGCCCGGCGCUCCUCAGGUGCCGCCCGCCCCGCCGCCCCCGCGUGUGUGCGCUCCGUCCGCGUGCGCGUGUGUCACCGCGGGUUCCCGCACGGCGCCGCGCGGGUGAGCUGCCGAAAAAAAAAGAAUGAAAAAAAAGCCGCGUUGGAAACGCCGUGUUCAUUCAUAAAUUAUUUCGGUGUGUCAGGCUUGUAGCGAAGGCGAUUGGCUGCCGCCGCUUCUCCCAACCCCUUCAGGACCCGAUGCGAAAUUAGUAGCGAGAAAGCAUGUAAUUGGCAAAGUCACGUGUGCGCGGGGGGCCAGAGACCGAGCGCCAGAGAAAGGGAAAAGGCAAAAGGGGGAAAGCACGUUGGACCAUGCGAGCGAAAUUGGGGCUCGUGCAGACGCAGGAUGUUGGGUUAAAGCAGAAGAGCACUUCGAUCCAAAGGGAAAGUUUUCAUCUCACGAGUUUGGAGCAGAGGGCCCGUGGGGCAACAUGGCCGAAGCAGGGGCGAGUAAAGGCGGCGAGGAGCCCGGGCGGCUGCCGGAGCACGAGGAGGAGGAGGAAUCCCCGCUUUGGCACGGAGCCGGCCACUGCAAAUGGUUCAAUGUGAGGAUGGGCUUCGGGUUCAUCUCCAUGAGCAGCCGAGAGGGAAGCCCCUUGGAGUCCCCGGUUGAUGUCUUUGUGCACCAAAGCAAGCUCUACAUGGAAGGAUUUAGAAGCCUAAAAGAAGGAGAACCAGUGGAAUUUACUUACAAGAAAUCUUCCAAAGGCCUUGAAUCAAUACGGGUAACAGGCCCUGGUGGGACCCCCUGUUUAGGAAGUGAAAGACGACCCAAAGGGAAGACAGUACAAAAAAGAAAACCAAAGGGAGAUAGAUGCUACAACUGUGGUGGACUUGAUCACCACGCGAAAGAAUGUAGUCUACCUCCACAGCCAAAGAAGUGCCAUUACUGUCAGAGCAUCACGCACAUGGUGGCUAACUGCCCCCACAAAACUGUUUCACAACAGCCCACUAGUUCUCAGGGAAGACAUGAAGCUGAACCCCAGCCUUCCACUUCUGCUUUCCUGAGAGAAGGGGGAGGAACGUAUGGCUAUUCAUCUCCAUCAUAUUCUCAGGAGGGAAGGUCAGAGAUCUCAGAGCGUUCAGGCAGGUCGCCACAAGAAGCUUCUUCAAGACACUCUCCAGCUCCCACAAUAUGUUACUGUGAAGCAAUAGACGCAGUACCGAUAAAUGUUCCUGAACUCAUUCCCAGAAUCUGUUUUCAAACACGUUCAAAAAACAAACAAGAAAACCCAAGAAACCUCGCAAAAUGAAACAAACCAAAUCUGAAAAACCGCACGCAGAACUAAGAUAAAGACUGUUACUUUUCUUGUGAACCAAAGGAUAUGUUCAUAUUUUAAAGCUGCCAUAUGGUACUAAAGAUACUAAGACAUCCCCCAACCACCAAUUUGAGUUACUUUCUUUGUCAUCUCCACAAAGCAUAACUUUCCCCUUUCCCACCCCUCCACCCCCAUGCCUUGGAAGGGCAGUGUCACAACUAAACAUGGCUCUCAUUGCCACCAUCCUUUGUUGGUAAGGAGUUUAAUGCUCCGGAAAAGACAAUGAAUGUGUAGUUUCUGUGCUGGUUUCUCAGAAUGUUUUGCUAAAGUAAUAUGGGUGGAACUGUGAUUUAGAUGACUGUUGUGUAGGGGAGACUAUGUAAGUUGUUGAAGAACAAACCUCUUUGAGUGGUAUCGGGAUACCAUCCUGUAGAACCUUUUGUAUUCUGUGAACAUUUAGGGGACCUUGGUGGCAGUAGCAGCAGCAGCAGCAACUUCUCUUGGUCCCAAGUAGCGCCCCGCAAUUUGAAGGGACUUCCCCCUUAUUUACUGUUGGGAGAAUUGCGUAGGGAUUUUUGUUGUUGUUGUCUGUUUUUGUUUUUAAAGAAAACAAAAUGCAAAACUGAUAAGAUCCUGGGAUAAAUAGUUUCUUAAGAAUAAAGGUAGAUAGGUACUCAUAGUUGCUCAGCCAGCCUCUCUUUCUGAUGAUACGGCACGUGUACAUUAAAGGACAGGUGCCUGCUGCAUGCAAGCCUUAGUGAAGGCACCUGCCAACCUGGCAGAAGCUGUGGGCAUCACCUGCUUCUUGUGAACAGGAGACUGCUGCUGACCAGCCAUGGUCUUGUGUGUGCUGGGACCACACACUUCUGCAUUACAGAGGAGGAAGACUGGUGGCCUCAGAGUGAGACUCCCUGGGCUGCAGCCCUUGCUGGGGUUAAUAGAGUUGGAGCCUGUCAGAACUUCAAGUCACUUUCCAUUUGUAACAUCUGCAUCACCACGUCAUACGUACGAUAACAUACUUUGACAAAUCCCAUUGCAGAUGUAAGUUAAUUAGAGAAACGUAUAUAAUCCUUAGCAUUGGCAAUAAACACAGGCUGUUAAAGCUUGCAAGAGUCAGGUAGGUUUAAGCUAAGAUAAUCAAACUGAAGAAACAGCCCACAUGGGAGGCUGCAGUGAGCCCAAGUCCCAGAUGUGGUAGCUGGCGCAGCCGCUGGUUACAGCAGGCUCACUGCGUGGCUGUUCCCUUCCCAUUUGUCCUGCCGGGUGAGACUUGUACUGUUGCUGCUGCUGCUGCUUCGGUAAAAAGGCAGUAAGCAAAAGCCUCGGCGAAGGGCACCAUUUCCAGACAAUUAUUUUGUGUGAAUUCCUUGCUCGUGUUUGGGAGAAUAUCAAUGGGUUAUACUGAAGUUCUCAGUAUGCUAAUGCAAAGCUUACCUUUGACGAUAUUGAAUGUGAUAUAUCUAUAGAGAACUUCCUUGCCUUACGUGAGGAUAGUAAACCUAUUUAAAUUAUGUAGACAAAUCAAAGUGGCAUUGCUUAACCUUCUAGCCGGUGUAAAAACCCAGGUUAAACAGCAAAGAUGCAAAACUUAGGUCACUUUGAAAGUUUAAACCAAAGUUCCUUAUAGAAAUAGGCAAUUGUGGAUUUGAGAACUGGUCAUUCCCUGUUUAUAUGUAAGAAGUUCAGAGCUGAGAUGAGGAAAUAUUUUCAGUGUGCAGAUUUUUAUUGGUGCUGUUUGAAAUCACUGUGUGUACCAAAGUCAGACUGAGCUGCAAAGAU
Numida meleagris (helmeted guineafowl) is the source of this 3309-nucleotide messenger RNA. It is a transcript of the gene LIN28B, whose product is annotated as lin-28 homolog B. The transcript has 5 exons. NCBI's taxonomy places the organism in Eukaryota, Metazoa, Chordata, Aves, Galliformes, Numididae. Gene Ontology annotation, molecular function: nucleic acid binding; zinc ion binding. The record is from RefSeq and is a predicted model, not a curated record. The coding region runs from base 703 to 1524 and encodes 273 amino acids.